Oryza sativa Japonica Group (Japanese rice) is the source of this 1410-nucleotide messenger RNA. Its product is annotated as vesicle-associated protein 1-2. The record is from RefSeq and is a predicted model, not a curated record. Gene Ontology annotation, cellular component: plasma membrane; endoplasmic reticulum membrane. Lineage: Eukaryota; Viridiplantae; Streptophyta; Magnoliopsida; Poales; Poaceae. Gene Ontology annotation, biological process: endoplasmic reticulum membrane organization.
CAGCCGUGCUCGUGCUCGUCUCCCCCACCAAAAGACCCACCCGACCGGGGGCGACACCAUCACACACCAACCCGACAUUCCCUCGUGCUCUUCCCAUCCGCGACUCCAAAAUUCCCGUCCGCUCCUCCAGGCAAGCAAGCACGGAAACCCACUCAUCACUCACUCACUCCCCCAAACCCAAACCCUAGCUACUACUAGCUCCCCGCUCCGGAUCAAGCGCAUCUCGAGUUCGAGCGAGCAUUCCCCUCUUCGGUUCGAGUGGGUUGGCUGGCGGCAGAUGGGCUCCGACUCCAAGGAGUUGCUCGGGAUCGAGCCGCUCGAGCUCCGGUUCUCCUUCGAGACGAAGAAGCAGAUCUCAUGCUCCAUGCAGCUGACGAACAGAACAGAUGACUACAUCGCCUUUAAGGUCAAGACAACUAGCCCAAAGAAGUACUGCGUCAGGCCGAACAGUGGCAUUGUGCCGCCACGGUCCACCAGCGAUGUCAUCGUAACAAUGCAAGCCCAACGGGAGGCACCAGCAGACAUGCAGUGCAAAGACAAGUUUCUAGUGCAGAGCGUUGUGGUGACUGAAGGCACAACAACCAAGGAUGUCACUGGAGAGAUGUUUAACAAAGGAUCAGGUAAUGUGGUGGAUGAGAGGAAGUUGAAGGUUGUCUAUGUCCAACCACCACGACCACCAUCCCCCGUGCGUGAGGGAUCUGAAGAAGGCUCGUCUCCUCGGGCUUCAUUAUCAGAAGGGGGCAACUUGAAUUAUCAAGAUACGCAGACAACUCGGGAAUCUGAUGAGCCACCAUUGCUAUCUGCUACAAGAGCACACAAGGAUGCAGAAGAUGUAACAUCUGAUUCUGAGACAUCUGCUUUGAUUUCAAGAUUGACAGAAGAAAGAAACUCUGCUAUUCAGCAGAACAAUAAGCUUCUCGAGGAGAUGGACCUUGUGAGGAGGGAAAUUAGCAAGCAGAAUGGUGGUUUCCCUUUUGUGUUCGUGGUGGUCGUUGCUCUUCUGGGAAUUCUACUGGGGUAUAUCAUGAAGAGAUAGAUGAGCUUGUCUAGUUCUGUUUCGUUAGGCCUUUUCUUUCUUAAGAAUUGAUUUGUUGUCUGCAUUUUCUGAUGCGUUUGCUCACAUGUUCUACACUACCGCAGUCCGCAUAGCAAAUUCAUCCUAGGAUCUGGUAUAUUCUGUAAUUGCGUGCUUCAGAUUGGCUGGCUACCAUACACAGUCAAUAACUCAUCUCCUUAACACUAAGUUGCAAGUUAGUCGCGAGCUUGGAGAGCUUAUGCAGUUAAGAAGUUUGCGCAUCGGUAUCUGUUGGUACAACUGUAAACUUGCUUUCAAUUUACUAGUGUCCUGAUUGCCUGAUUCUGAUACGUUUGUCCUAUGUAUUGCAAAGACAGAAGACGUGGUUAUGUUCA